This is a messenger RNA of Trichoplusia ni (cabbage looper), 1384 nucleotides long. It is a transcript of the gene eIF3m, whose product is annotated as eukaryotic translation initiation factor 3 subunit M. Gene Ontology annotation, cellular component: cytoplasm; eukaryotic translation initiation factor 3 complex. Gene Ontology annotation, biological process: cytoplasmic translational initiation. The record is from RefSeq and is a predicted model, not a curated record. Bases 127 to 1287 code for a protein of 386 amino acids. Gene Ontology annotation, molecular function: translation initiation factor activity. The transcript has 7 exons. NCBI's taxonomy places the organism in Eukaryota, Metazoa, Arthropoda, Insecta, Lepidoptera, Noctuidae.
GACGUUCUUGUUAGCGCCGUGCCGUGUCAUAAACUGCUUGUGGCACAUGUAUUUUUUAACGAUAUCUCUUUCAGAGUGAUAUUUGUAUUUAUUACGAAGUGACACUCACAAUAGACAACAUUCAGGAUGCAGGGUCCAGCAGUUUUUAUGGAUAUAUCUCUCGAAGAUCAGGCCCUUGAACUAAGAAAAUACUUCAAAAGCCUUGGUGCUGAGAUUGCAGAGGAAAAAUCUCCCAAAGGGAUUGAAGACGAUUUACACAAGAUUGUGGGAGUUUGUGAUGUUUGUUUCAAAGAACCCAAUGAGUCUGAGAUAGAAGCGAUACUAAACAGUAUUGUAUCUAUCAUGGUGUCUAUUCCCUUGGAGAGAGGUGAAAAUCUUAUCUUGGCUUUCAGUCAGAGGCUUACAAAGGCACCUGGACCUAAACUCGGCAUGGUGGUGCUACAGUCAUUAUGGCGCCUAUACAAUAACUUGGAGGCCAACUCACCUCUGCGUUACCAUGUAUACUACCAUGUCAUUGAGUUAGCCGCCCGUGUUGGCUAUGUCAAAGAGGUCUUCACUGGUGUAGACCAGCUGAGAAGAGAGUUCUCUGCUUGCACACCCUCCAAUGAACAAAUGCAGAAACUAUACAGACUUUUGCAUCAAGUUUUGAAAGACCAGAACAGUGAAUUGGCAUCAAAGGUGAUGAUUGAACUCUUGGGCACUUACACUGAUGAGAAUGCUUCAUAUGCAAGAGAGGAUGCCAUCAAAUGUAUUGCUACAGCUCUAGCUGACCCCACUACAUUCCUGUUGGACCCUCUGCUUGACCUCAAACCUGUACGAUUCCUGGAAGGUGAACUCAUCCAUGACCUGCUCACCAUUUUUGUAUCAGAGAAAUUAUCCAGCUAUCAGACCUUUUACAAUAAUCACAAGGAAUUUGUUCAUUCUCAAGGUCUUGAUCAUGAACAGAAUGUAAAGAAAAUGAGGAUAUUAUCCUUCAUGCAGAUGGCUGAAACCAACCCUGAACUAAGCUAUGAUGAGAUUACAUCUGAAUUACAAAUUGAAGAGAAAGAUGUUGAAGCUUUCAUAAUUGAAGUAUUAAAGACAAAGUUGGUCCGUGCGCGCAUGGACCAGGCAGAGCGCGUGGUCCGCGUGUCCAGCACGAUGCACCGCACGUUCGGGCGCGCGCAGUGGCAGCAGCUGCGCGACGUGCUGCUGGCCUGGCGCUCCAACGUGCACUCCGCGCACGAAGCCAUGAAGUCCGUCGCCGCCGCGCAGAUCGAAUACGCCGCGCAAAACCAGAAAGCAUAAACUUGUAACGUGCAGAUUGUUACAUAGCCUGCAUAUACAAAAUAUACUUUGUAUAUACUAAAGCGUCCGAAAUAAAACAUCUGAUUUCCGAGUUUCA